Molecule: messenger RNA, 960 nt
Organism: Hydatigera taeniaeformis
Lineage: Eukaryota; Metazoa; Platyhelminthes; Cestoda; Cyclophyllidea; Taeniidae
Source: the annotation of a GenBank genome assembly
AUGCAAUCCACGGCGAAUAAUAAUAAUCCCAAGAACACCAGAAGGGAUAGGAAGACAGUUGACUCACGAGAACCCCAGAUUACUUCCCAGGGAAAAUCUGACAAUUUUUGUUGCUCCAACAAAUCUACUCGGUCCUUCAGUUUUUCCGUAUCAAAUGAAAAGGAAAAUAGCUUUGGAACCAACUCCUGUCCCGUCAUUGAUGAUCGUUCAAAUUCUGCAUCGCCUACAAGAAGGCAACCCCAUCCAGCUGGAAUGAACAGGUUUAGGGGCUUUGGACAAACACCAGGUAAUGAGGAACGCAUACUCGAGUGGCCUCCACCAGAACCGCGCCCUAUUUUUUUCCGCCAAAUUACUCCUCAAUUCGGGGUGAUGUUUGGUGGUCUGCCCCAGCUUCCACAAAAUCACGACGUCUGGUUUUUCGGUCCGACAGCUAAUAUACAGCAGUUGAUUUUCGAGAGUGGACCUGAUAUGAUAGAGCUAGAUGAUGAUAAUCUGAAUGAAGAAACAUCACCACAACUGUCACAAGAUCACGGCUCUGGAUUGCAUAGAACUACAAGCGACUCAUCGUUAAACACUGAUCCCCGAACUCUUGAAACUGAUAUAGGUGAAGCUCGCACUGCAGGAGAACUCACCCGUUUGUUGAUGUCAUCGGCCAUCGAACCUCAAAUUUCAGAGGCCCAGAUGCCCGCUGAAUCGGGUCAGUCCCUAGAAGAAGCUUACAUGGAACUGACUCCAGGAAUCUCUGUUACGCCAUCGGACGAAGACGUGCAUAGUGCUAUUCGCAUUCACCAAGCCAAUUCAGAACCGCCUCCACGACCGAUAUUUUUCGUAAUUGUGGAUACUAAUGAGGGUGGACCUGCUGAUGAUGAGCAACAAGCCGCACAGUUUCAUUUUGCGCUGAUGCAACUCUUGGCACAAUUGGAAUCCACAUCGGAUGAAGAACCUCCAGUUGAAAGUUAA